GGAGUAGGAGGAGAGAAUGAGCUUGGAAGCACAUGAACACCCUACUUCCUUCCCAGAAUCCUGCUGCUUCCCUUUACUGAAAAUCUGAAGGCAGUUUUGUGCUUAGAGAACUCCUUUUCUUCCUUUGGGGCCACAGUGUGGCUGGCAUCCUUCCCCUGAUCUCACCUUCCCAUCCCCCAAUCCCCACCCAGCUGAAUUAGAAUACUGUACUAUGUGUAGUUUGAACUCUUGAAUACAAAUAUAGAAGAAGCAGAAAGACAAGAGGAAGCAGUGCUUGAGCUCUGACUAGAGAAUUGCCACUUCUCUCUUCUAUAAACUUUUGAUGACACAAAUUGGAGGCACUUUCCCAAGAUGAACUUUCAAAGUCAUUUUGUAAUCAGUCACCUGCUUCUUUUGUUCUUUUAUCCAAGAGAUGCCAUGGUAGAAGAUGAUAUGGUUUGGGGCAUGCUGACCAAAUCCAUCUCUUUGGACAUCCCUAAUUUCCUGAACUACCAAAACGUAGAUGAUAUAAGGUGGUUUAAAGGGCAGACUCUGAUUGCAAAAAUAAAACUAAAUGGAGAAGAAAACAAACCCUUGGGUGAGAACACAGACUAUGAGAUAUUCAAAAAUGGAACCCUGAAAAUUAAAAAACUGGAGAAAGACUCUGGGCAAGAAUACAAGGUGUCAGUGUAUGAUAAAGAUGGGAAAAAUCUGUUGGACAAAAUAUUGAUACUGCAUGUGAUAGAGGCUGUUUCAAAGCCAGAAAUAACAUGGAAUUGCACUGAAAAAAUUGUCACUUGUGAGGUUCGGAAUGAAUCUGAUGCCGAGUUGACCUUGUUUGACAAUGAAACGCAGCCUCUGAAGAAGGGGACCUUAAAAACAGAGAAAAUGCGUCUCAAGUACACCUGGAAAUACCUACCACUAAAGGAGUUCAAAUGUGUGGUGAAAAACCGAGUCAGCGAAGACUGGGCUGUGAGCCAAAACCCCUGUACAGGUGUGCAGUUGACAGUGGAGAAAACUCUGAACAUUUAUCAUAUCCUGGGUAUUUGUGGAGGUGGGAUAAUCCUGUCAAUCUUCGUGGUUCUGCUCAUUUUCUAUUUCCUGAGGAGGAAAAAACAAAAUGAUCAAAAUGUUGAGAUGAACAUCUCAAGAGUAAAAGUGGAAGGGAGAGGACAAAAGCUUCCUCAGAGUCCAGGUCACCAUCUACAACCACAUGGUGGUCGCCAUCCUCAACAACCAGGUGGUCACCGUCCCCAGGCUCCUGGUUACCAUCCCCAGGGCCCUGGUCACCGUCUCCAGGUACCUGGUCAUAGCCCCGCAGUACCUGGUCAUCGUCCUCAGCCACAGCAGAAAAGAUCUCCAAAAGUCAAGCAGCAAACUGGCCCUCCCUUGCCCAGACCUCGGAAUCAGCAGAAGCCUUCUCAUCAGGAAAAGGAAAAAUAAUUAUUUCUCCUGAUGGAAAUGUCUCUUUGCCCCACCUUUGAACAGAAAAAAAGAUCCUUCCAAAUAAACAAUACUGCAAAAGUUAUCCUAUUCAUGGUGCAAAUUCCUAUGAGAGUUUUCUACUAUUGGGCUACUCCUUUUUCUAAGUAUCACUGGUCAUGAACCACAGGUGGGGACUUAUCUACUCUUUUGAAAGGGAGAGAGAAAAAAAUAUGAAAUGAUGGAAACCGAAGUAAUCGAAGACUUGUUGAUCUGGCCGAGUAACGUGGCCUGAUGACAGGACUACUUUGAUGUCAAAGAGGAAAAAGCAGUUGAUGUUGCAACCAUUAAGAGGAUGGAUCCUGACAUCAUUGAAAUGGACAUAGAAAGGACCCCAGGAUGACCAAUAAGCGGUUCUUGCCCUUGACAAGAGAAUUCCUUGAUGUUUUCUUGUUCGAUCCAACAAGUAAGAUACUUUGCUAGGCACUAGUUUGACAAAAAAUAAACUACAAAAUGCUCUUUGUUCUUUAAGAACUUAGAUUCUUUGGGGUUAAUACAACACAUAGACAAGUUAGUACAUGGUCAUUUGAGGAGAAAGGAAAAGGAAGAGAAAACCAAGUAAGGUGGGGUUCUAUGUUAUGGAUUCUUUUGAUAGUUUGGGGCAGCCUAUGGACCCUUCAGAAUGAUGUUUUUAAAUGAAUGAGAUAAAGAGAGAUGUAAAAGGAAGCAGUGAUGUUGAAAUGGUUAUUAACACUUCAAAAAUGUUCAUAGACCCCAAGUUACAAAUCCUUGAACUAAAGUUAUCAAAAAAAUACUUCUCCUAAGAAAUAGUACAGAAACUAAGCCUUGAAGGAAGGUAGAGAAUAAUGGAUAUUGCUUUAAAAAAAAAAGCUUUCAUACACCAUGCAGAUGUUGUGAAUACAUAUAACUAAAUGAGAAGAACCUCCUAUUGAAGAGUUUGUGUUUAUCUACUAUUUUGUGAGAAAGAAAUCAUUGUUGUGACAUUCUCAAUCUGUUCUUUGUCAGACAGAGCCCAGCAUUAAGAUGUUAGAAUAAAAUCAAGACAGACCAGGUCUAUAUAACAGGAGAAGAAAACUGGUGUCCUAGUCUAAUCAGUAGAUCUAUAAUAUUCCCCCUUUCUACCACACACACACAUACACACACACAUCCUGUGAUAUGAAACAGUAACGGGAGGUGUUGGCUUCCCAGCUUGGCUACAUAGAUAAACCACAGCAUGCUAGGAGCAACAUCACUUGGAGUUUAAAUUUGGUUCCCCUGUGCUGUUAAGAGCUGCCCUGCACAAAAAUUCUAUAAAGUGGGAAAUCAUAGUUUUUUACAGGAACACAGACAAAAAAGUAGAAGGGAAUUUGGAGGAUGUCUAGCCCAACCCCCUCAUUUUACUGAUGAGGAAACUGAGGUCCAGAGAGAUGAAAUCACUUGCCCAAAGUCAUACUAGUAGAAAACAGCAGGCCUUUGAAAGGACUUUGGUACCAUAAGGGAUCUUAAAGGCCACCUGGUCCAACUGUCUCAUUUUGCAGGUGAAGAAACCAAGCCUGAGACAGUAGGAUUCAUCUAGAGCUCCAUAGACAGUAACCAGCACAGCUGACGAUCAAACCUAGGUCUGCUGGUUCCAAAUGCAGUAAUGUUUUCAUUGUACCACUGGUUUUUUGUGAACUAAUUCAAGUCCAUUCAGCAGCAAGAAGCUAAUUAGACAGCAGAAGAGAUGAGAACGAAUUUGGUUCCAUCAAAUAGCCUUAAUGGGUCAUUGUCAAAAGCCUCCCUCUCUGUCUUCCCCACUCUAGCCAGGCCUGCAGAGAGCUUGGGGCUGACCCAUGCCCUCUGCAUGCCUUUGUUCACUCCCAUAUGGGACUUGAUAUUCAGGUACCCUGGAUCAGGGAGGAGAGAAGAAACAGGAAAGAGCAAAAAUCGUCAGUUAAAGUUCUAAAGUGGAGACAAUAAAGUCAGUUCUUUGAAACAGCAGUGUGAUAUUUGUGGUCCCAUCUCUCCCUGGGUUUCUCAGACUUGUUCAGCCUUGCCAGGAAACACUGAGGUCUAAACCACAAGCUCUCUGUGCACUUAAAACUUCCUGUAAGAGCCCUGGUAUGUGUUGAGUGCUUUGCCCACUUGAUACGAGUCUCCAAUUUGAACAUCUAGAGUCACUCAUUAAAAAAGUUAAAACCCUACAUUUAUUCAUUUGGAAUGCAAAGACAAGAACCAACAAAAUAACAACAUUAAGCCAAUCAUCUGCUCAGCUGGAUACAAGAAGACCCUAGAUCCUCUCUCUUUCCUGCAAAGGAAGAAUCCUCCCCCCUCCCCUGAGACCCAGAUCAAACUCCACCUUCUUCAAGAAGUCUUCUGUAAUCCAUCAGCAUGCAGAAAUCUCUCUCUUUCUCAGAACACCUGGUUAUCUACAUACCUUUAGUGCCUGGCACAUAGUCAUUGCUUAAUAAAUGCUUGUUGAUUAAUUGAUUCACUACUUCAUAUUAUUUACCUUCCUUUCUGAUCUUUCAAGCUAAACUGUAACUUCUCAAGGGAUGAGACUAUCAUCUAGAUUUGUAUUGGCCCACAUUGCCCAGCCCAAUAAAUCUAAAUGUUUAUUAUUACGGAUUUAAACCCAUCAAACAUCGUUCAUAUGAAAUAAAAACUUUAAUACAUCAUAUCUGUCAGUUUUGAAGUCACAGCAUACAGUAAAUACUGAAAGUCACUGCCCCAUUGGAGUUUGCUUUGCAAAGAGUCAACCACACCCAAGUAUUUUUUUUAAAAAAAGAUAAUUUUUUUUUCACCCAAGUAUUUUUAAUUCUCUUCAAACCUCAUCCACCUCAACAGACUAAAAAGAUCUUUGGAAAUAAGACUCAUAUUGAUCUGAAGUUACUAUCUCGUCUGCCUCCACUGUUUAACACAGUACAGUACUCAGUCCAAAAUAAGUACUUAGUAAAUGUGGGUGGCUAUUGUAGACCCACUUAUCCCAUCUUAUAGUCCAGUGAUUACAAUGCCAAAUGAAAAUAAAUGGUUAGGGGCAGUUAGGUGGUGCAGUGGAUAGAGAACCAGCCCUAAAGU
This is a messenger RNA of Sarcophilus harrisii (Tasmanian devil), 4458 nucleotides long. RefSeq names its product CD2 molecule (gene CD2). Bases 352 to 1422 code for a protein of 356 amino acids. Lineage: Eukaryota; Metazoa; Chordata; Mammalia; Dasyuromorphia; Dasyuridae. The transcript is spliced from 5 exons. Gene Ontology annotation, molecular function: signaling receptor binding. The record is from RefSeq and is a predicted model, not a curated record. Gene Ontology annotation, biological process: cell-cell adhesion; positive regulation of type II interferon production.